UGAAGCUGGAAGCGAUAUCGAUAACAGUGAUAAUUGGACCGUAAGCAGCGACCGCAGUCAUGGCAGCGACAGCAACCACAACAGCAGAAACUACAAUGGCAGCAGACAAUCCGACAAUGGCAACACCAUCAACGACAAAGUCGGUAACCACAGCAACAGAGCCACCGUCAAUUGCAGCAGCAAUGCGAAACCUCGUUACCGAGACGAUGACCAGCUCCAGAGCAACAACAACGCUACUAAAGGCAACAUCCCUUCCAAUGUCAAUGUCAAAAUUUCAGAAUCCCCCAGCAUUGAAAAAAGGAUCAGAGUUAAGUCGACAGACAGCAAGAGCAAGAUCCGUGUGAAAGAAAGCAAAAGCAAGACCAGAGCCACUUUGAACGCCGUCGUGAGCAAAGUGAGACAGGAUAAAAGCAAAUUUAAAAUAAGUAAGAGCAAAAUAGACGUUGGUGCCCACCGGCCCGACUAUGGCUGUGCUAGUAAGAUCAGAUAUACGGAGCAAAUGGCCAGAGCAAUUCACAAGGUACAUCAACAGAUACGAAACAGCCUCCAUAUGAUGUUCAUUUUGUCUAGCAAAGGUUAUAAAGAAUCGGUCAACUCUCUUCAUAAACACUUUGAGAAAUAUCCAGCUUUGCUGACCACUUCUUACUCUGUCAUGACGAACCCAUCAUUGUCGACAAAGGCCUAUCAAGAAAUGAUCACACAAUGGUUUGAAGAAGACAAUACACAGCAACUCUUCAUUAAACAUGUGACCAACUUUGAGGAGCACAACACCAAGAUCGAAGUGUCCACGGCUGCACUCACCUACCUGCACAAGACUUCACAGACUGCACUGAGGAAGCAAUAUUUGUGCAAAAACGGCAGCUUCCCUUACUUCCCGUUGCAGUAUGUCCGUGAGAUGGUGUACUUGUUUCACAAGAUUACUGACGAGAUUGUCGAGAAAGAAACGAAAAAAUUGUUAAACUUUGGAGGUGCCGUUGGCAAAGUGAACGAGGCAAUUGGACGGAUUGACGGCUUCAAAAUGACUCUCAACAACUUGGUACCCCAGUACGACAAACAAAUGGAGCACGUCAGAAUCUUGGCAAGUGACAUUAAGCAGCUGAGACAGUUGUACGGAGAGGUGAAUUCAGAAAUGAAAGAUUGUCGAAAUACGCUAGUUGAUAUUGAUAAAGAAAUCGUUGAAUUAAACAGAAUGAUUGACACAAUGUUUGCUGGUCUGAACCCCAUUUUCCAAGCUGCUGUGGCCACGUUGCAGUCGAUCAACAAAAAAGCAUGGCAGGAAGUGAAAAGCUAUCGACAACCUCCAGAACCAAUCAAAGAAGUACUAAAAGCUGUCUGUCUGCUCUUCCAGUGUCCACAAAAUUGGGAAGACGGCCAAGUUCUCUUGGUUGACUCAAAUUUCAUCAACAACCUCAUUUACUACGACAAAGAGCAAAUUACCGAUGAAAUGUUUGCAAGACUGAAAGGUUACUUAAGUAAUCCAAGUUUCACUAGCAAAACCAUGAUGCAAUACAGUUUGGCAGCGGUCUCUAUACUGGAGUGGCUGAAGGCGAUAUACCGUUACUGUCGGGCCAAGCAACUGUCUGCUCCGUACAAAGAGAUGGUGGAAAAGUUGAAAGAAAAACAGAUUCAGAUCAAAGAACGUCUUGGAGAGUUACAUGGAAUAUCCUCACUCUACAAAGUUCAGCUGAAGGAAGACUUGCAGGGUUACCGACUCGUCAUGAAAAGGGCCAAAGAUCUCGACGGACAAAUUCAGGUGAUACAGAAAAAAGUUUCCGAAGCUUCUCACCUGGUGGGGAAUAUCUCGGAACAGCACCACAUGUGGCAGUCCGAAGUUAGCAAAUCCAAGAUGAACCUUCGUACUGCGUUUGGAGAUGGGAUGCUUGCAGCAGCCUCCGUGAGUUACUUGGGAGCAUUCGAUGACCAGACAAGGUCUAAGCUUCAAGAAGAAUGGAUACAGCAUUUUGAUCAGCCUACCUUUGAGAGCAGCUCACCAGAAAUUCUCCACCCGGAAACCCGUAGCGUGUCGGUGGACGCGUUACCAUCGAGGAGACUGUCAACGUCUCUGUCGAGGUUACGUUCGACUCCUAAUAUGUACAAUGCCUCACCGUCAACAUCGUCGGCUGUGUCAGUGCCGACGACAAGUCAAGAAGUGAUGCCACCUCGUAGACAGGUCACGUUCUCCAUACAAAAGUACAAUCCAAUGAUGGAGGGCAACGAGUUCGUUUACGGCAAGAAUGUAAUUAACGAGAAAGACGAUAAUGAUUACGAUGAAAUGGAUGACAAAAUGAGCAGCCGUUGCGACAACGAACCGUUUCUUUUGGUUCGGUCGGCGUUCUGUCUGCGGAGCGUUCUCAGCAACUACCAGGAACUCAACGACUGGAAAAUGAACAUGAACAUAAAUGACUCUCGGGCCAUUCAAAAUGCUAUUAUAAUGAAUACAAACUUGCAGCACCAUCGGACAUUUUGGCCCCUUCUUGUGGACCCGGACAAACAGGCUGAAGUCUGGGUAAGAUAUCUGCAUAUAAAUGCACCGAAGCCCAAAGCCACUAAACCCAAAAAGUCCGGUCAGUCGAGUAAGCCCUCAAGCCGGUCACCGUCACCAAGUGCAAGCAAAACAAGUCUAAGAAGCAGCUCCAGGGGCAGCUCUAAGAAAAAGUCUCUGCGAUCUUCUACACGCCUCAGCUCCUCGACAUCUCUUGUAGGGAUUCCCGCAGACAUGGUUCCACCCCAUGAAAGGUUUUUGUUCAUAGAAUCUGAUGACACUAAACUGGAGCAGAAGAUACGGAAUGCAGUAACAAAUGGUCUCGUUGUAAUGGUGACCCUUGUAGAACACCUUCCUCUGAAUCCAUUCCUGAAGUUGUUGGUGUCCUGCCACGAGACGAAAACAAUGGGAGACGGCACCAAAAUUCUUGUAUUUGAGAAUACAAAAAUAGUUUGCCAUCCACUCUUCUAUAUGUACCUUAUUCUACCAAUUCCAUUCACCAUUUGUGGUUACAACUUCAAAGCCUUACCACUGCAGGAAUUGAAUGUUAUUGAUUUAUCGUUAAGCAACGAAGCCGUCAUGACCAAACUGAUGCAUGCCACCCUCAAAGCUGACCGUGGGGACUUUGAGCAUCAGCGAUUGGCCAACGAAAAGGACAUCUUACAACGCCGACAGGAAAUGUUCAAUGAAUUCGCUUUAUUCAGAGAGAAAACCAUGAAUCUGGAAGGUCCCCUUAUUGAGGACAAAAACAUACUGGAGUCCCUGCUGGCCUGCAACAGAAAGAUGGAGAAGAAUCAGCAGAUCAUCACCGAGACAUGCAACAGUGAUGAUGAACAGCUGAAAGAGUUGUGCCUACCCUACGCCCCCAUGGUGAAAAAAGCAGCCAUCAUCUAUGCAGCGUUUGAACACCUGCCCAAAAUGAACGAAUGCUAUUUCAUCUCAUUCGAAAUGUUCCUGAAGAUAUUUGUAGCAGCGCUUCGUCGUUGUGACAGGGGUUUCAGCGCCCAGGAAAUGAAUUUAAGGGCCAACGAACUGUCAGUGGUGACCACAACAGCCAUAUUUGAACACCUGACACGGAUGAUGUUUGAGCAACACCUUUUGUUAUUUUACCUGCUUGUUGUGUUGGAAACAUUUAAUUUGUCCGGUGCAGCAACCACUGAAGAGAUCGGUGUCUUUUUGUAUGAAUUCAAUUCGGAAGAUUUAGAGGCCAUUGAAGACGCACUUCCUGACAAACCCAGAUGGAUCACAAAAGAGGGUUGGCUGAAAUGCUUCCUUCUGGAGAAAUCAAUCGAUGUCUUCUCGGACCUCCUCGAAUACUUGACCGCUGACCAAGCGGACAAAAAGUGGCCAGAAUAUUUUAAGAAUCCCAGUGCUCUUGUGAAUCAAGUUCCCGAAGAAAAUCUUAAAGACUUAACUGUGUUCCAAAGAGCGAUUCUCUGGAAGUUCUGUUGUCCGGAGAGACUCAGUGAGGUCUGCUAUACCUUAGUAAUCAGUCAACUUGGCAACGUGAUUCCGACGAAAGAAAACUACAACAUCCGAGACGUCUUCACUUCCACAAACAACACCUGCCCUGCUCUGUUUCUGCUACCCUCACCUGGAGGACACAAAGACUUUGAUGGAAGCGAAGGUUGUCUGUAUGCCGACCCAGUUCGAGAGGUGAAACGACUGGCCAAAGAGCUGAAGAUAGGUCGCUAUGUGUACGUGGUCAACUGCUGCGACCAGUUGAACGUGGAAUCGCUGCUCCAGUGUGUGGACGACUGCUACAGGAAUGGUUACUGGUUGGUCCUAAACAACUACCACAUGACCCCAGAAAACAUCCACAACGAACUCCUUUCCGUCUUUCAGCUGAUUCUGACCACGUAUAAAAAGCAAAAAGAAGAUUCCACAGUGACGCCACUACAGACUGAUUAUCUGAGUGGUGAGGAGGAUAGAGGGGAAAAUUUUCGACUGUGGGUCACCUACACCCUCCACCAGGGACACCAAGUACCUCCAGCCAUGCUUCUUCAAAACAGCAUAAGGGUGUCUUGUGAGACGGUUCCAAAUUUCCUGUCCAUCCUCACAAAAUGCCACAGGGCAGUAAACUUUCUGCUUCGGAACCACAAAUAUAACCAGAGAAACUUGUAUAAAUCUAAAAGCCAUGUGACACCAUUUUCCACUUAUACCUUUGAUGUUGCUGGUUUUGCCACCAUUCAUGCCAUUCUCCUGCAACAACAAUGCUGCGCCGUUCCCAAGAAGUUCCCUGGACCAACGCCUCCUGUCCACUGGUCACUGCUGGAUAUGGCAGCAAUGGUAGACCUCGCCAAACCAUUCCUUCCGUUGAGCAAUAUAUCGAUUAUUAACAAGCUGACAGCAUUGUUUAGCUCGGCUUAUGCAGGUCAAUGUACCACCAUCUACGAAGUGGACCAUAUUCAGGCCGUUAUCAAGGACAUAUUAACCGUUUUCUACCUUACUAACCAGCAUGUUCCGAAACCGGAGGAGACCAGCAAAGAAAGCAUAGAUAUAUUCAUGGAGACGACAUCUGACAGCCAAACCGAAGUGCCGUUGUAUCAGAGUUCGUUGAUGCCCUCACUUGUGUCGGCAAUGAUCAAGGCUAUCAUUGAGGGCCUCGUAGCUGAAACUCCUUCCAUCAGACGAUUCAUUCACAGCCCUUACUUGCAAGACACCAUUGCUAACAGCAACGGAAUCACGGACGUCGUGUGCCAGCUCUUUGGCAUGCCAGCAUCGGCGCGGGGCAACUUGGUUUGCCAUCUCAGCAGGUUACUCAUGGACCAAAUCUCCAGAAUCACUUACUGGGAAGACUGCCAUAUUGUCCGGAGGAGAUGCCAAGCUGGAGCUUUCCAUAAGUCUCUAGAUGAACUGAUUGAGAGGUUAAGUGACGUCCUCAGUACAUGCCCAGGAGUGGAACCAGCAGAUGUCACUACUCUGUACUGUCUCUAUCCAGAUGAAAACCUCAUCAAACUCGAAAUGCAAAGUUUUGUAGAGAUGCAGCAGCAGAUGGAGAAGCAUUUGGCCAUUUUGAGAAAAUUCAUCAACAAGGAGAUACUUCUCUGCGAAGAGUUACAUGAGGUGAAGAACGAUCUCAUCGUUAAUAAAGUUCCGAAAUGCUGGCUAGAGAGGACCUACCCUACAGAAACCAGCCUCACAGACUGGAUAGAAUCUUUCCAAUUGAACUUUGCAAAGAUGCUGUCUUUCAGCCAGGAUUACACAGUCUUCCAGAAGCACGACCUCAACAUCUUCCUCCGCCCCGAUCGACUGAUCUACGCUUAUCUACAGACGUACACACGGAAAACCUUCAAAGAUGUCUCCAAUAUUGAACUCUAUGCUACGAGAUAA
This is a messenger RNA of Octopus sinensis (East Asian common octopus), 5815 nucleotides long. Its product is annotated as dynein heavy chain domain-containing protein 1-like. The record is from RefSeq and is a predicted model, not a curated record. Gene Ontology annotation, molecular function: dynein light intermediate chain binding; dynein intermediate chain binding; minus-end-directed microtubule motor activity. The coding region runs from base 500 to 5815 and encodes 1771 amino acids. Gene Ontology annotation, cellular component: dynein complex. NCBI's taxonomy places the organism in Eukaryota, Metazoa, Mollusca, Cephalopoda, Octopoda, Octopodidae. The transcript has 26 exons. Gene Ontology annotation, biological process: microtubule-based movement.